AUGAGCUGUUCCAAUGGGCUCUCCCAGGUGGCCAGCACGUUGCUGACGGCGGCGUGGGUGUGUGCCCAGCUUCCCCAGAUCUACAACAACUACCGGCGCCAGCUGACGCUGGGGUUGUCGGCGGGGUUUUUGGCGCUUUGGUUCCUCGGCGACGUGUUGUCGUUGACGCUGUGCGUGUUUAACCUGGCCACCCUCCGCUUCCAGUUGUGGUUGGCGGCGUACUUUGUCGCCAAUGACAUCUGUUUAGCGUGGCAGUAUUGGUAUUACGGCAAUCGGCCCGGGCCCGGGGUGUAUGCCGUGGCCCGGUCCCCGCGGAACUCGUCGCUGAGUACCGAUACGCUGAGGUCAGCGGUGGUGGCGUCGGUGGUCGCCUCGGCGGCUCGAGUGGGGGCGAUGCCAUUGGCCAAUGCUAAUUCUCCAGUUGACUCCCAUUCGGACACUAUUGGCGUGACGUUGGCGUGGAUGUGUACGGUGGUGUACAUGCUGCUGCGGGCUCCUCAGCUCUACCAUAACUGGCGACGGAAGCUGGUCGAGGGGCUUUCGCCGGUGUUGUUCACGGCGGCGUUGCUAGGCAACGUGUUCUACACCGUGAGCAUCUUGACCGAUUGCCAGUUCCGCCAACCGGGACCACGCCGCUGGCAGUUUUUCGUCAAGGAACUACCGUACAUCUUGGGGAGUUCGGGGACGGUGGUGUUUGACGCUGGCUACUUUUACCAACGAUGGAUAUACCGCAAAGUCGACGAUACGGUAAUCAUGGAUGAUUUAUGA
Diutina rugosa is the source of this 768-nucleotide messenger RNA. Its product is annotated as PQ-loop repeat-containing protein. The record is from RefSeq and is a predicted model, not a curated record. NCBI's taxonomy places the organism in Eukaryota, Fungi, Ascomycota, Pichiomycetes, Serinales, Debaryomycetaceae. The transcript has a single exon. The coding region runs from base 1 to 768 and encodes 255 amino acids.